Messenger RNA from Aspergillus eucalypticola CBS 122712, 654 nucleotides. RefSeq lists its product as uncharacterized. The annotation marks the transcript as partial. The record is from RefSeq and is a predicted model, not a curated record. Lineage: Eukaryota; Fungi; Ascomycota; Eurotiomycetes; Eurotiales; Aspergillaceae. The transcript has a single exon.
AUGACGCCGUCCAAAGACCCGUUCGAUAUCGACGUCACUAAAGACGUUCCUAAGCUCAAAGGCCAGGCGAACUGGUUAACAUGGCAAAGGAACCUACGAAACUACCUACGCUCCAAAAAUCCGGACGCGUGGGACCUGCUCCAGGGCAAAUAUACUCUUCCAGAAGAACCAGCUCUUUAUUCGGAAGAGGAAGAUGAGAAUAUGAGAAUACUGGCUGUCCGUGCUGGUGAGGGUGGCCCUUUACCUACUCAACAACAGCUGGAACGCAGCAUUGAGCAGGCCAGACAGCGUAACCAAACCUUGCUUACUACAUACAAUUCUGAUUGCAAGAAGUGGAAACAGCUGAAUUACUCUAUACUUGUGAUUCUCGGUACUACAUGCGAGGCCAGUCCCGCAUCGCGUUUCCAAAACUGUGAAUCUGCACUCGAGGCAUAUGUCCUUCUCCAGGAAGCAUAUGAGACCUCCAACUUUGCUACGGUCGUUCGCUUGUAUAAUAAAUGGGCGUCUAUUCGCUACAAUGGUACAAGCAGUCAAGAGACCUUUCUUACAUGCUACGCGGACGCCCUCAAUGAGCUACGCGGCACCAAGAUCAUCGACGAUCAUACUGAACUCCUGCAGUUCUUCACAGCGAUUCAGGACGUUCCUGCCUUGCAG